AUGUUUAAGAAUCGGAGCGCUCAGAAGCCUGAUGGUGAAUUCAUCAGCCGCUUCCAGCAAGCAUUCUCAGAUAUUGUCCCUCGGCGAGACAGCCCAGUUGGUGAUGGCUCGCACAAUGUGAGCACGUCAGAAAAUCUGAUGUCCUCUACAAUGACCGAGAACAACGAUGUGAAAAUGGGUGGUCAUGAUAUCAAGUUCCCAAUCACCAACAACGACCGCACUCCCCGAAAUAUGCAUGAACUGGGGUUGACACCCUCAUGGAUGGAAUCCGCUUCAUAUGCCAUGAUGCCUCCUGUCAACCAUCACCCAGGCUUUUAUACUCCGACUUCUGCCGGAAUGGGUGCAAUGUUCCAUAAUCAGGCUGGUGAUUUACAUACCCCAACAGGGAUGCACUUGGUUGCGCCGCUCUCAGCCAUGUCAGCUGUACACAACCACCACAGUAACGGUUUUGAGCCCUUCCACCCGCAGUUCAUGAAUCCGAUGCACGAUAUGAGCCUAUACACACAGCAGCCGUCAUAUGCACCAAGCGCAUUCAUGCACCGCGACACCGUAUAUGACGCCAUGGAUGAUACGCUCGAUGACUCUUCCCUGAAUAGUGCACAUGUCGAAACAGCAUCUAAUGUGACGGCCUCUACGGAAUUCUCGACUCAAAUGGCUAGUGAUAUUUCCUAUGCCAAGGGUGAAAAAUUCCGUUUCAACGUUUCUUUACGAGCACCGACCGCCAUGGUGAAGCACGCGAGUGAAAUUCCUGUGACUUAUCUUAAUAAGGGCCAAGCAUACAACCUCUCAAUUACCGACACGAACCCCCCAAUGAUCAACCAUGAAACACUUCGAUAUAGAACGUUUGUCCGCAUUUCCUUCGAAGAGCAAGAACAACGAGCGAAACCGUCAGCAUGUUGGCAACUAUGGAAGGAAGGCCGUGGUACCACAGAAGCCCAUCAACGAGGCGGAAAAUUAUUAGCUGUUGAAUAUGUGGACCCUUUACAAGGAGGCAGUGAUGCCCACAGGCAUCGACAGGUACAAGUCGAGAGUAUGACAGUCGACGGUUUCUGCGUCACCUGGACCGCCAACCCCGCGACCGGCGCAUCGGAUUGCAACAUUCCCGUGCGGUUUAAUUUCCUUUCCACGGAUUUCAGCCACUCAAAAGGUGUUAAAGGAAUUCCAGUCAGACUGUGCGCCAAAACCGAGCUUCUAUCCCCAGGCGAGGAGGCAGGUGUAGCGCGUGAUACGGAACUGUCUUACUGCAAAGUAAAGCUCUUCCGGGAUCAUGGUGCUGAGCGGAAGCUGUCCAAUGACGUCGCGCAUGUCAAGAAGAGCAUUGAUAAGCUUAAGCAGCAAGUCGCCCAGGCCGAAAUGGGUGGUGGCUUCGCGAAGCGCAAACGGGGAAAUAAUAUUUCUGCUACCGCCAAGGGAUCUGACCAUCUUAUGAAGGGCCACAAGCGAACUUGGUCGGUGGAGUCGGAGGAAGUUCCGCCAGAGAAAGUCUCUUUGGAGGACGAUCUUCAAGCUAAGUUGGCUAUGAUGCAAGAGAUGUUCUCAUCUACACGCACAGUGAGCAUUUUCGGCUUACGCGGUGAAAAAUUCGACGACCCCGAUCUAUAUCCUAUUCAGCUAUUAAGUGACGGCGAUUCCCCUCGGUACGCGAGUAUGAGCCGUUCAAGCACACGCGAAUUGGAGACAAUGAUGCCCUCGCCGCCUAACACCAAUACCUCUUCUUCGAAUUCGCCGCCUACCCAAUCAAUCAGACUAGCAAAGUGUCCAACCACCAUCCAGAGAAUUCCUUCUGGCGACCAAGUCUCAAGGGGUUUCAUAGAGGCCGUUGGUGUGGAUUUGACCUACCGACCUCCGCCGGAACGCCUUCCCAAGCCGAUUGCAUGCUUUUAUGUUCGAUUGGCUGGCGAUUCGAAGCGCUCAGAUGACUACUACCGUGCAAUCUAUUUGACGGAACGUACCACUCGAGACCUCGCGAAGCAAAUUACCGAGAAAUAUCACAUCGACCCGAUGCGAGUCUCAAAUAUCACCCAUGCCAAUGAGAAAGGCAUGCGAGUCCUCGUUGAUGACGACGUAGUCCGCCAUCUUCCAGAGGGUCAAGACAUGAUCAUCGACAUUUCCGAAGCACCAGGUCUUAAUGGCAGUGCUCCUGGCACACCAGGGUCUGCCAUUGAGAUCAAACUAAUUUAUUAA
Molecule: messenger RNA, 2184 nt
Organism: Penicillium griseofulvum
Lineage: Eukaryota; Fungi; Ascomycota; Eurotiomycetes; Eurotiales; Aspergillaceae
Product: grainyhead-like protein
Exons: 5
Coding region: 1-2184 (727 amino acids)
Biological process (GO): regulation of transcription by RNA polymerase II
Cellular component (GO): nucleus
Molecular function (GO): RNA polymerase II cis-regulatory region sequence-specific DNA binding; DNA-binding transcription activator activity, RNA polymerase II-specific
Source: RefSeq, a predicted model, not a curated record